This is a messenger RNA of Cimex lectularius (bed bug), 1652 nucleotides long. RefSeq lists its product as uncharacterized. Bases 507 to 1418 code for a protein of 303 amino acids. NCBI's taxonomy places the organism in Eukaryota, Metazoa, Arthropoda, Insecta, Hemiptera, Cimicidae. The transcript is spliced from 4 exons. The record is from RefSeq and is a predicted model, not a curated record.
GGUACCAUCGAUGCGUUUCGCUUUUUUUUUCACGUCAAUCGUAUUAUCGUUUUUGUCCUCCUUCGAUCGUCGUUUGUAUUUCUCCGUCGGCUUGAGGUUUCCCUGGCUUUGAAAAUAUAAUUCUACUCCAAAAUAAGUUCGUCCGAUAUGAUAUUCGAGGAGAAAUUGGAGGAAUGCGCCACGAAGAGGAAAAGCUACUUUUUGGAGGAGCACAUAAAAUUUAUGCUCCCCGAAGACUGCGUCCACAAAAAGGAAAUAGACAUCGACAACCUCGUAAAUUGCCUUGCCUCCUUACCUUUGUACGUGCGAGCGGGUAUCGCAGAGGAGGAUCUCACUGUUUCAGGUUGACACUACUUUUAUGAGGGUAGAGGACGGCAAUAUCAAACAGGUGGAAAUAGUCUGCGAUGAACUCUGUAGAGGCUGGGCCUUAAAUACUUUUUAGCGAUCUGUGCGAUAGCUGGCAGGUAGAGAGGCGCUACACUUGAAAGCCAGAAUCACAAGAAAAAAUGGACCAAAUCGCUGCUGAGCAUUAUGAGAAAUACAUUAGCCGGAUCAAGGAAAUUGAAAAAAAAAAAUUGCCCGAAGACACGAUGAAAUGUAGUCCACCUACAAAUGUAGCACUUCUAAAUGACCAGUUGAUAUACAAUUUUUAUGGGCGAGAAUUUUCUCGAAGCUGUUUUAGAGCUUUAAAGGACAAUGUAAAAUGUGAUUUAGAAUUUGAUGACGUAAUCUCAGAUGAUGAAAGUAAAAUUGAAACAUCAGAACCUGGAAAUAUGAUGAAAGUGUUCGAUAAUUUUGUCGCUGGACUUUGUGAAAGACACAAUAGAGUUGGAGUUAUGAGUUCAGAUGAAUCAGAACUGUCAAUAGAUUCGGACUAUGAUUACUACGAUGACUCGAAUAAAUAUUACGCUAAAAAAAUGGAACAUUUAAGUAAAUUGAUAAAAGUGACUGCAAGCUUGAAUUUUGAUCAAUAUUAUCCUCCUCGGAAUCUCAACAUCGAUUUUCAGAAUACGCCGUAUGACAGGGAGAAACCUGCUCCCCUAGAUGAUAUGAUUUCAAAGGCAGACAAGGCAUUGGAAAGAGUGAGGUUAAGGCGUCAAAGGGCAGAUAUUAGAAAAGAGCGUGAAUUACGAAGGAGGAAGAGACUAUUUUUAACACACGAAAAAACACCUGAAGAGAGCUCUGUAAGAAUGGAUGUGGCUGUUCCUUCCAUCUCAUCUUCUUCGCAUCUUUUGUGCGUCAGUGCCGAGGAGGAUAUUGAAAGCAAAGGUAAAGCUUCAAAUAAAAUAGCUCAGAAAUAUAAAAAAGGACGCGCAAGGAGAAAAAAACGAGGAGGAAGCAGUGAUGACGAUGAUGAUUUUACACAGUUAGAAGCUUUGGCCGAUAGAAAAAUGAAACAAAGAAGUCAUCUAUUUUAAAACAAAAAAAUUAUAUCUGUACAAUUACUUUCAUUUUGAAGAAAGUAAGAAAUAAAAUAUUUCUUUUUAAAUUAUAUGCUGUGAUUGAUUUGCAGCAUUUUAUAUUUUAUACUGUUGAUUUUCAAGAUCUAAAUACUCUCGUUCCUUAUGAUGUUAUAAUUGUUAAUAUCCUAUUUUUUCUGUAUUGAAAAAUGUUGAUAUAUAUAAUAAAUACUAUCACCUUUUUUCCCUUAA